GGGUAAAGAAUUAUAGGGGAAAAUAAGCUAGAGAAGGAAUGUGAGAAUGAGUUGUUUGCUACAAAAGAAUUAGUAUGAUAUAAAAGCCAUGUUUGUUUUGUCAAGAGGAAUCUGAGCUGGAACAUGAACCGAGGAAGGGGAGAGAUGUUUACUGGUCUCCUCCCGCACUCCCUCGCAGGCUGUUGUGUGCUGAUCCCUGUGGAGGGUUGUGUAACCGCCUUGACUCAUUUUCAGGGAAAAAUGGCCCCUGUAGCUGUUUUGGCUCAUCAAAGUGCUGCAUCAAGUACAAGUGAAGAAGUUCCUAAAACAUAAUGGUAUCAAACUCAAAACAUAGUUAUUUUAAUUAGGAUUUGCAAACACUGGGAGGUAAUACAGCAGGCUGCCGCUUAUGCCACCACCAACCUCCCCCUUCCCAGAAUUCUGUGUGGCAUUAGGAAUUUGGACAACCCAAUGGCCAAUUUUAUAUAUUCCUAAAAGCCAGGAAUUGUCUGAAUUAGCUAAAUAUCUAUUGAAAUUAGCUGGAGCUAUCUGCUCAGUGAAUGCCUAUGGUCCAGUUUCAUAACAAAGUGGGAGAGUGGGUUGAGGGGAAUACUGGCAUUUUGGGUAGACCAGUCUUCAUUGUGUGGGACUGCCCUGUUUAUUGGAGGAUGAUUAGCAUCCCUUUCCACUGAAUGCCAGUAGUGCCCCCAGUCUCUGUGACAGCCAGACAGGCUUCCAAAUCCCCUCCCCACCCUAGGGCAGAACGAAAACCAGUAUGUGCUUUACAGUUUUAUUAAGCAGCACGAUUUUCUUUGUUAUUGUUUGUUUUAUAUAAAGUUCUUAGUCUUAGGAAGCUGUGCCUUUAUAAUUAAUACUGGCUUCAUUCAGAAUAGAUUUCACAAAAGACACUAUUAGAAAGAUGGAUGGCAGGGAAGGACAUUGUCAGGAGAGAAAAGAAUGAGAUGGCGCUGUCUUCUUGAACUAGCCCACUAUUGUUCCUCCAGAUCCCCAGUUCUGCAGGUGGCUCUUCUUUUUCUGAGAGGCAGCGUAUGUGUCCCCAAGAGUAGAGAGGCAAGUGUAGAAGAUAGAGUAGGGGGAGAUAACAGGACAGAGGGACAAGAUUUGGAUUGGGAUAUAAAGAUGGAAGACACGGAGGUGAUGAAAGAUGGUAACAAAGAAACUGGAGAUUCCACAAGGCAUACGUUGUUAAGCUCACAAGGUCUACUGAGUGGCCAGACAUCCCCAACAAAUACCAAAUUGGAGAAAUUGGAUUCUCAACAGGUGUUACAGCUCUGCCUUCGAUAUCAGGAUCAUCUUCAUCAGUGUGCAGAGGCCGUUGCCUUUGAUCAGAAUGCUUUGGUUAAACGAAUCAAAGAGAUGGAUUUGUCUGUAGAAACUCUCUUCAGCUUCAUGCAAGAGCGCCAGAAAAGAUAUGCCAAAUACGCGGAGCAGAUCCAGAAAGUCAACGAGAUGUCAGCCAUCCUCCGCCGCAUACAGAUGGGCAUUGACCAGACUGUGCCCCUGAUGGAGCGGCUCAACAGCCUGCUGCCGGAGAGCGAAAGGUUGGAGCCCUUCAGCAUGAAACCAGAGCGAGAGCUCAGGCUCUAGAGCUGCCUCUCCCCUCCGGCCAGGCUGUUGUUCUGUGGGAACAGAGCCUGGCACCGCCAAUGCCCUGAGGACGUUGGGAACCAAAGUCCCAGGAGGUGACUGGAUCGUGAAGCUGGUUGGAGGCUCUGGGACUCCCGGAAGGGCUGUGACACGGCCCGGCUGGCCUGAAAAUCUGAGCCUGCCCCACCUAUAUCCCCUUUCCUUGAUGCGUUUUUCCCUUUGCAAAACGAACCAAAUUGAUUCUCGGUGCUAACCGAAGUUGGAGCAUUUGAAUUAUUAGGAGUUUGUUACAGAACUGUGUCGGGAAUUCUUUUUAUUUUGUUUAGAUUUUUUUUUCUUUAAUCGAGAGUGUAUAUUGUCAAGUCUAGCUUGUGGGGUAAAGCUCCAGAGAGAAGGGGAGAAAUGUUUUAAGAAGCUCUGUGUCCUUGAUGCCUUCAUGAAAUUUUACUCAGUAGGCUUUCCGUGUUAUGAAUUGUUGUAAACAUAAAGAACUAAUUUAAUCCAAG
This is a messenger RNA of Callorhinus ursinus (northern fur seal), 2093 nucleotides long. RefSeq names its product Bprotein-1 related complex subunit 5 (gene BORCS5). Gene Ontology annotation, biological process: lysosome localization; organelle transport along microtubule; positive regulation of anterograde synaptic vesicle transport. The record is from RefSeq and is a predicted model, not a curated record. NCBI's taxonomy places the organism in Eukaryota, Metazoa, Chordata, Mammalia, Carnivora, Otariidae. Gene Ontology annotation, cellular component: synaptic vesicle membrane; cytoplasmic side of lysosomal membrane; BORC complex.